Messenger RNA from Strigops habroptila (Kakapo), 6469 nucleotides. It is a transcript of the gene B3GALT6, whose product is annotated as beta-1,3-galactosyltransferase 6. NCBI's taxonomy places the organism in Eukaryota, Metazoa, Chordata, Aves, Psittaciformes, Psittacidae. Gene Ontology annotation, molecular function: UDP-galactosyltransferase activity. The record is from RefSeq and is a predicted model, not a curated record. The transcript has a single exon. Gene Ontology annotation, cellular component: membrane. Bases 318 to 1361 code for a protein of 347 amino acids. Gene Ontology annotation, biological process: glycosaminoglycan biosynthetic process.
CCUCCCGCUCCUUCCCCCAGCGGGCCGGCGGCGAGCGGAGCGGCGGCGGCUGCACACACCGAGCCCGGCCCGGAGGCCCAGCAGGUAGGCGGGAACCGAGCCGCUCGUCUCCCGACGAGAAGGAGAAAAGGCAGGACAGAGGCAUGAAACCACCGCUGAAACACGGCGGAGCGCGGUGAGGGCUCCCGUAGGAAGCGUGUCCCUUCCCGGUGGCCGUACGCCGCUCCACACACACACCCCCCCGGGGGUGGGCCUUCUGCCGUUCCCGCCUAAACCUUGAGGACGGGGCCUGGAAGGGAGGUCGAGGCCCCGCGGCCAUGAAGCCGCUGCGGCUGCUGUGCCGCCACAAGACGGCCCUGGGCUUAGGUGGGCUCUCGGUCUUCGCCGUGGUCCUGCUCUACCUGGCUAAGUGCACCUCCGAGGGCCUCCGUCCUCUGCCAGCCCCCCGCGGGCUCCCGCACAACCAGCCCGCGGCCCUGUCUCCGCGGGGUGCCCGUGGCCCGCACCCCCCCGCAGCCCCGCCGUCCUCCCCUCAGGAGAGCGCCUUCGUGGCCGUGCUCAUCACCAGCGGGCCUAAGUACAGCGAGCGGCGCAGCAUCAUCCGCAGCACAUGGCUCUCGGCCGUCGGGCGCCCACCUCACGAUGAUGUCUGGAGCCGCUUUGUCAUCGGCACAGCGGGGCUCGGAGCAGAGGAGCUCCGUAGCCUGGAGCUGGAGCAGAGCCGGCACAGAGAUCUCCUUCUCCUGCCGGAGCUGCGGGAUUCCUACGAGAACCUGACUGCUAAAGUCCUGGCCACGUACGUCUGGCUGGAUCUGCACCUGGACUUUCAGUUUGCCCUGAAGGCCGAUGACGAUACCUUUGUCCGCUUGGAUGUGCUUGUAGAAGAGCUGAGAGCUAAGGAACCACGUCGCCUCUAUUGGGGCUUCUUUUCCGGCCGUGGUCGCGUGAAAUCUGGUGGCAAAUGGAAAGAGAGUGCCUGGGUGCUCUGUGACUACUACCUGCCCUAUGCUCUGGGUGGUGGCUAUGUGAUUUCUGCCGACCUGGUGCACUACUUACAUAUUAGCAGGGACUACCUGAACAUGUGGCAGAGUGAGGAUGUCUCCCUGGGCGUGUGGCUGGCUCCCAUUGAUGUGAAGAGAGUGCACGACCCUCGUUUUGACACUGAGUAUAAGUCACGAGGUUGCAACAAUAAGUACAUAGUAACUCAUAAGCAAAGCAUCGAGGACAUGCUGGAAAAGCACCAGACCCUGGCUAAAGAAGGAAAGCUCUGUAAGGAGGAGGUUAAGCUCAGGCUUUCCUACAUGUAUGACUGGGGAGUGCCUCCUUCACAGUGUUGCCAAAGGAAGGAUGGCAUCCCAUGAAAGUCUGAGGAAGGAAAAGGCAGAAUGUUGGUGGACUCUUGGUUACUGUUGAGGAGAAUCCCAGUAACUAGGGCUUAAAGAUUACUCAAAAGAUUUUGCACGUUUCAUUAUGUCACAAUCAAUGAAACCCUGAAACUCCUAAGAGCUACUGAUGUGGGAUGAUGCAGAGAUGCUUAAAAGAAAAAAGAAAUAGAUGACAAAAGGCAUGGAAAGGCUCAGAUAACAGGAUUGAAGGCAAGUAACAGGUUGCAAAAUCUGCGUAGUACAGAAAGUGGGGGGGAAUAUAACUCAAAUGAAAAGUUGCUGGAAGAUUUUUAAUGGAUUCUAAGAUUUAUUUGCUAAAGAUCAUGACUGGCCUUUAUGCUGGCUAUAAGACUGUCAAACUAGCAUCUGCUGUUUAUUUCUUGGCAAGGAAGAAGUGGCAGUUUGGCAAGGUUUGAAGGUUCUAGUGGGGCUGCAAAUCAGCUGCUAAUGCCUGUGGGAGCAGGUGGCUGGUGAUUGACCCAAGCAGUCAAGUGAAGGGAGCAAUUUUAUGCAGCAUAUUUGUGUUAAGGGAGGGAGAGAGCCUCUUUCUCUGGCCAGUGUUCCAGUUUACAAGAAUGGCAUUAUUAGACCUGUGUAACUUGUCUCUAAGCUUUUUGUUGUUUUAAAGAAAUCGUGUAUAUAAAUUACCUGGCAGCUACAGGGUAAGUCAGUAGUUAGGAAGGUGGAUGAGUUAUGGUAUUUGGCAGAUAUAGAAUAUAUUAUUUUGGGGGCAAAUAGUUAUGCUGUGAAGCUAGCCUUCAGUUGUUAGGCAUAGGUGUUGUUUUUUGCUUAUCCUCCAAACACCCUGUGUAUGAAGAAACAUUUCCUCUCCCACCAGUAAGUAAUAUCACUGAUGUCUGCACCGUCAGACAUUGUAGGCUUCAGCUUUAUAUUGUUCUGGGUUACUUUUGUAAAAUGUAAAUUAGCAGGAUUAGAUCAGUGGGAGCUAUUCAGAGUUCAAGCAGGAUUGCCCUGACAUGGGUACUGCAGCUAAGAAAGUAAACUCUGUGUGUGGUCAAGAGAAAUUGGUUCUUCCACCACCCAAAUUCUUGUUUGGGGAGAACCUUGUCUCUCUUUUCAGGAGAUACAUUGCAAUCUAAGGAGACUAAUCCAACAACAGUCACCAGUAGAUGCUCAAAGCUCUAUGAAUUCCCUCCUUCUCUCCAACCCCUCCAAACUCUCCAACUUUUAGUGGAACUAAAAAUAAUAUUGCAGGAGCUCUGAGUUAAGUGCUCAAGUGACAGGUCAGUAAAUGGGAUCACGACCCUGAGACCUGUCUACACUACAAGUCAUUCUUGUACUGACAGAGCUGGUUGGUAUCAGAUCCGGUACUGGGCAGUAAAUGCAGACAGGACAAUCACACAAUCUCACCAUGUUACUUAUCUUCAAACCCUGUUUCUCAUUCAAACAUUUGAGUGGCAGGUGCUCUAACACACAGAAAUCCUUUUUUUCCAGCACUAGUACAGAGCUACUGACUUCCAGUAACCUUUGUCAGCAUCAGAUCUUUCAGUGUAAGCAGAGUUUUCACUUUUAUGCCUGAAGGGCAUUCUUAAUCAUCAGUUUUACUGUUCGUUGCACACUGCACUUUGAUACAAUUCCAUUUCCUUCUCCCCCAAGGUCAGUGUCUGCUCCUACCUGCAGGAAGACACUAAUUGCAGAGUAAUUAAAAGAAAGAAAAGGGGUGCUAAUAUCUCUCUAAUAAAUUAGCAAUUCGUACCAAAGGAAUCAAGUAUGAGGGGGUUUUGUUACUCUUGUUUUAAUCCAAUAAUUGAUGAUUAGGGGAAGUUUUCUGCAGAGGAUAAUUCUCCGUUGCAAAUUGAAACAAAUCUUUGACUUUCACCUAAUACAAAUUAAGAUACUGAAAAAGAAAGUAAAUUAUUUUAGCAUGUGUCCAUUCUAAUGCAUGCUUCUGUAUUGAACUAGGCAGAUGUGCUUUGCAGCAAGGUAUGCUAUUCCAAAACAAGAGUUUAACAAGAUUACAGGAAACUUCAAUUGAUUUUGAGCAUUAAGAACAAAAAGACCUAUUUGCCAUUUGGGGUUCAUUAGUAUUGUGUGUCUAUAUAUGUGAUUAAAUGUUUGUAACAUGAGUAUUUAUUUAUAAUUAUUGAAAAUGUAUUCUGUAUAGGAAAAAUAAGAUAGAGAAAUGUAAUUUUAAAUUGAAGGAGGUACUGUAACGUCCAGGAGUUUUACAUAUCAAGCAGUGCUUGAAUUUAUUGGUGUACAAGCCAUUUAAAGUACUGGGAUCUGAACUGCAGAUCAGAGUCUGCUGCAUGUGUCUGGAGCUAGUAGAAUGUACUGUUUCUCCAUUUCCAUCAAGAACUGUGCUCACAGAAGCUGUUUACAUCGUUGACUUUGACUCUCCUAACCCACAACUCUCAUCUUCACUCCUCAGAGAAAGAAGUGUUUUUCAUUGCUAGCAAAAUUCAUGGGAGAGAAAUGCUGGAUCUCCAGCUGAUAUUAGACACCAUGGAAAACACACUGCAUAUGAAUACUUACUAGUUAAGGAAUUCUUUUAUGUCAGAACUAGUGUGCACCGUAAAAUGUAUAGCUGAUCUCAACAGCAGCACAGCACAUCGCUUCCCCCGUGCACAGCUCAGAAGUGAUGGGGACCACUCUUACAUCUUGGUCUGACACAGCUGCGUUACACCAUUUUCUGCUUAAGGUUACCCAUGUUUUGCUCUAGUUCACACCUGAACUCAUGGAGUGGUUUGGGUUGGAAGGGGCCUUAAAGCUCAUCCAGUUCCAACCCCCUGCCAUGGGCAGGGACACCUUCCACUAGAGCAGGUUGCUCCAAGCCCCUGUGUCCAACCUGGCCUUGAACACUGCCAGGGAUGGGGCAGCUUCUCUGGGCACCCUGUGCCAGCGCCUCAGCAACCUCACAGGGAAGAGCUUCUGCCUAAGAGCUCAUGUCAAUCUUCCUUCUGGCAGGUUAAAGCCAUUCCCCUUGUCCUGUCACUACUUCCUCUUACAAAAAGUUGCAAAACACAUUGACAUGGAAGACAUGACAGAUUCUUGUCCUUUGGUAAAUGGCUUUCAUUUUCUAAGCAGCUCCCUUACUGCAAACCUAGCACUUAGAUUUCAAUCCCACUCAAUUGAGAAAUUCCUCAAAAGUAAACAUUUAAGUUUUUAGACUGUUUUCUAUGUUAAAAAUAAAUUGAAACAUUUGGGAGAGAGCAGAUACCCCACAUGGAAAAACCCUGAAAAACAUCAACUGCUACAGGAUUAUUUUUUAUAUAUUUUACUAGCAAGAAUUUGCAUGUGAAAGACCUAUGAAUGUUAUUUUGGGGAAUCAAGAAACAUCUGUGUAUUGCAUGAGCGAGUCUCUGAAGUUUGAAAACAAGGUUUCAGUCCAAAAUUCAUUUCUGAGCCCAUUUUUCCUAAAGCAAAAUCUAAAGCACAUUUUGAACAACAGAUGUGUAGAGUAUUAAAGGCUGUGUUCAUAUCUGCUCAGCACUAGGUUCCAUGCUUCCUGAUAGUAUCUCAGAAGUUUAAUAUAUGAUGUUUUUAUACUUGAAAACAAUCUUUGUCUCUCUUGAAAGUCAGGGGAGGAGCCUGACUUCAGUGGGUCCAGCAGUUGAAGGGGUAUUUAAAUGCUGCUGAGAAAUAAGCAGGUUUUGGUCUUCAUAGCAGCUAUAUUAGACUGGAAAGUUGUCUUGUGGGCCUUUAGUGAAAACAGAUUAUCCAGGUUAGUGAUAUGUUGGGCUUUUUAAUAUUUCUUUAAAUAGUGUUUUUUCUGGUUUCCAAGUUUUCCCUUCAGAAAUACUUUGCAUUUUUAAUAUUAUUGUUAGUAUGUGGAAAAAUUGUCACUUUGGCUUUUCUAGAGGUCAGUGUGUUACAUAAGGUAAGCUUAUAUAGACUUGACACAGUUGCCUGUGUUGGCAUCCAUUCAGGACUGCCAGUGAGUUGAUCUGUAACACUCCUUUUGUCAUCAUUUACACAUUUAUCAUUCUACAAAGCUGGUAGAUACAAUAGAGAAGUUAAUGGUUCAUGACAUGCCUUUGCUGUGAUCAUAUCUAAGAUUUGAUACUGAAAUAUUUAAAGCUGACAAUGGCAUAAACUCAACUAGGAAGUUGAUUUGAUUUUCCAGUGAUUUUAAUGUUUUAUGUGUAACAUGACUGUGUGUAAAAAUAAGCAGCUAAACCAUGAAUUGCCAUAGUAAAUAGACAAACAGUUCCACUCAAACCCUCAAGCUUCCAAGAAUUCCUGUAGUCAGUUAAAGAUUUAAAAAGCCAAACCCAAUUAGAAAUGACUAUUCCUGUAGGCACUUUCCUUUCUGAAUGUCUAGCCUUGUUCAUGGGAAGUUUGCUCCAAUACAGCUUCUGUGUGUCGUACUUUUAACAAACAUUCCACUUGCUGGAGUUGAAAUGCCUCAUUUUUCUGCACUUACAUUUGUAUUUCAUACCUGUUAAUGUUAAUAUUUUGGGGGCCAAGAUGUGAGCUUUGCAGCAAAAAGCGCAGCAGCAUGGGAAGGCCAUUUAAGAGUUGCUUUUCUAUUAGUUUCUGUCCAUCUCAGCUCCUGCAUUAGAGCUGAAAUAUGGUUUUGAUAUUGCUCUGUUCUUGACGAACUGUCAACACCUUCACCACUGAACACUCUGCCUGUGAGACUCAAAUCUCUUGCUACAUCAACCUGUGUAAGAUAUGCUUUUACCUUGGAACUGGAACUGCUUUAUGCCAACAUAAUACACCAGUUAUUCCUUUCUAAUGCUAUUUACUUAAUGUCUAGUCAAACUUGGAAACAGAUUCACUUGGUACUUGUUGCCUGUUUGAAGCUGAAGGAUACUACAUCCAUGUGCCUUUAUGAAGCAGAAGUAGCACGGGGUACUGUGCUGAGUAUGUUUUAAACAGUUGAAUGAAAUUGCACAUUUUUUGCAGCCACAACUUUACCAUUUGGGGAUGGAGUGUGGCACACUGCUGAGCAUUUCCAUAGGAAAUCAACUGCUAGAAACCUGAAGCUCUCUGUGAUGAUGAAAACUGUUGGUAAUUGCCUAAGCGUGUUGUGUAUGUAUUUAUGUCCUUUCCUGUAUGCCUUUAUUGGCCAAAGGAUCUGUGUGCUGUGAUUUUUAAUAAAAGACUUUUGCUGUAUA